AAAUGCAGGAAGCUUUUUGACAGGAACUGCAUCAAACUGAGAAAAGAGGAAGCCAUGGAGGGUGGCCCUUUCAGUAGCGACAAAACUAGAAGUAAACUCAGAGAAUUGCAUGCCUCGAUAUACGUUUCAGUGAAGGCGGCAACAUCAACUUCUGACAAAAUUAUCAAGGUGAAAGACGAGGAGUUGCACCCUCAAAUUGUUGAGCUUCUACAAGGGUUGAUGAAAAACUCGAAGGUUAUGUGUGAGCUUCAUGAAGCUCAAAGUAAAAUCCUGUUUGAAGUGGGAUCAUUCAACUGCCCCACUUAUGAAGGGUUUAGCAAUGAAUCUCAGAGCCAUGCCACCCGUCUGCUGGAGGAAAGAGUUGAAUCUUGGCGUUUAUGUUUUUCUGAGUAUAUUUCUGCUCAGAAGUCAUAUCUCGAUGCUCUUUCCAAGUGGAUUUCCACUUGCUUUGACUUCAGACCAGGGAAUGAAGGCAAUAAUGAUCCACCAUUGCUAGUAAUGGUGAAAGACUGGAAGAGUAACUUGGAUAAGUUGCCCAGCACGGAGGUCACAAAGUGCAUGAAAAGCUUAUCAAAUGAUAUCAGGAAAGUUUAUGUUCAACAAGGCAAAGAGCAACACCAGAUGAGGAAGGUUAUUAAGAUGACUACAAAAUUUGAUAAGAAAGCUGCAGCCCUAAAGAAGUUUGAGGACAAGGUUCUCGGGUCAAAGAGUAGUACUAAGGAAGCUGUACAGUUUAAACUUGACGAUGGGUUUGAGCGCUUGACAGCAAAGAGAAAUUCAUUGGCAACAUACAAGAGUAGGCUUGAGAAGAACAAAGCAAAGCACAUAUGUGGUGUCCAAAAGACUCAGACGCUCACUUUGGAGCGAAUGCUGAGAGGUUUCUCGAGUGUUUUUGAAUCUUUGGUUAACUUUUCUAGGGCUUCUGCUCAAAUGUAUGCUGACCUUAUUGCAUAUAAUGGGAAUGCCAAUCGAAGUGAUGGCAACAUGACCACUUAGGUAAAACCAACGGAGAAGGCUCAGGCUAAAAAUAAAUGGAAAAAGAGGCUCAAUAUGAACCUCAAAGCGGAGCUCUCUGCGGACUUAGUUUUGAUUUCAUGUAUUAAAAAACUUAUC
This is a messenger RNA of Mangifera indica (mango), 1113 nucleotides long. Its product is annotated as protein ROLLING AND ERECT LEAF 2-like. Lineage: Eukaryota; Viridiplantae; Streptophyta; Magnoliopsida; Sapindales; Anacardiaceae. The transcript is spliced from 2 exons. Bases 55 to 996 code for a protein of 313 amino acids. The record is from RefSeq and is a predicted model, not a curated record.